Molecule: messenger RNA, 3969 nt
Organism: Sparassis crispa
Lineage: Eukaryota; Fungi; Basidiomycota; Agaricomycetes; Polyporales; Sparassidaceae
Exons: 6
Coding region: 1-3969 (1322 amino acids)
Source: RefSeq, a predicted model, not a curated record
AUGGUUAUGGACAACUCUGAUCCAGGAGCUGCAGGUGUGAUAGCGUGGUGCAAUAUGAUUCGCUUCAAUAUGGCCAGGGAUCCAGGUCGACAAUUUCUGGAGGAGCAAAUUCAAAACGGAUUUGACUUUCUGGACAGCUAUCUUGAAAACGUGUUGUCCGGGCCAAAGACCGAGUCCGUCACGGAACUGCUCAAGACCCCAGGCCGUAAGAAGGAUGCACCGAGGACAAGAGCGGCCACGGCGGCAGCAAUGAAGGCGAACGCGGUUUUCUCUGUGUCCCUAGAGGAGGAUGACGCGUCACAGGAAAACCGUGCUCCAGUCAACAGCUUUCACAGGACGCUGUUGCAGGCGAAGGAGCAAAAUGAUGCUAUUUCGUCUAUGGCUACCUCGAAAGAGUCUGUGCAUCACCAGUCGCGCGAGAUAUCUAACGCGAUGGAUGCCACUGAGCCACUGAAAGGGAAGGUACAGAAAGUCCUCGCGAUCACCAACAGUCACUCCUCAGAGACUGCUGAAAUGGAACGUGAAGAUCAUGUAAUGGCUCCUCAGGUGAAUGUAUCAUCGCCUCCGCUUCAUGCUUCGGAGCCCCAAGUGGACGCCUUUGUGGUCGACGACUACAUGGAACCUUCUAUAGUUCCUAAAGAGUUGUCUGUCAUCGCGGAGGACGACGAGCAACGCAGCCGCCUCUCUUUGCCUGCCCCCUCACAGGAGGUGAUAGAUGUGUCACCACCUGUAGCAGCCAUGUCCGGGCUGCAGGAAAAACCACAACCUGUCGAUGAUAUGGUCACAAACGAAAUUCAAGUGCAACUCCCGACUGAGAUCGCCGACCACACUCCGGACGAUGACUUCGCAUCAACUUCUGCACAGACCUUCCAUUCGAUUCCCCUUGAUUCACCUCGCGUACUCAGUGCAGUCAUCGAGUACUCCACAGCGCCAUUGCCGCCGAUGCCCCGGGGGGAUGUUCAAGAUGAUGCACACGCGUCGGCCACCCCGCUUCCCAUUGUACCGUCCGCGUCCACCGAGGAUGCAACAUCAGACCCUACCCAAUCAGGCGACCUCGUUGUACCCAUCCGCGACGAUGCGCAAACCUCAGGCCAAGUGCUCAACCGCAAGCCGAGCCUGUCCCAGUUCACAGGACUCUCAGCGCCCUCUCCACUGCGCAAUUCUAGAGGCAUAACGCGCGAGCCCUCGAUGGGCCCAGGACCAGGCACAACUCCCGCGCCCUCCACCGGCGUUGUGGUCGGGAAGCGGAGCUCGUGGCUGGUCAAAGCCCGCGAGGCAAAAGCGUUGGAGGUCACGAGCAAGAGGGUCAGUACACUCGGGGCUGGUACAUCGACGAUGAUGACCGGGACCAAGCGGAAGAGCGUGGAGAUGCUUGGCCCGUCGAUACCGUCGCUUGCGUCCAAUUUGAAUGUCAAAAGUUCAGAGGACGGCGAGCGCUUGCCCAAGGUCCUUAAGCUUGCCGAGCCUAUCGAGGAUACGUCGAUUCAAAAGGGCAAGGGCAACGAAUCGGCUGAGCACAACGCGGUCGAGAAGCCAUCCUUGAUCGCUGCGAAGGGUGAAAGGGAAACCCCUCCUCUCCGAGCUCCGCCCUCUCCUACGCGCACCACGCGCACCCUGCAUGCUGCUCAGUCGACUGAGGAUAUCACUGUGCCUCUCCGGUCUGCUGAAGAGGAGGGCGUGCUGGACCGCUUCAAGCGCACGGUGGAGGGCUUCGGUGCACGCGCUGGGAAGAACGCGGGUAAAUCUCUCGGGGAGAACGCUGCUGCUGCGCUCGCGGAGGCAAGAGCCGCGGCAGAGGCAAAGGUGGCUCAGAGGCACAAGAUUGAAGGCGAAGACUCAAUAAUCAUGACAGAGGAGUCAAGGAUGGCUGUGGUACCCGUUGAAGAACCCUCAGUACCAAAGGUCAUUUCUUCAGCACCUCCAUCUGCGACCGCACCGAAGGAGUCCGAUAAAAGGUUGAGUAUAUCUGACCUUGUCAGCUCUGCUGAUGACGAGGUCCGGAAGCAGCACCUUGCACCAGCCGCACAGCUUGUUCCUCAACCAUCUACUGUGAACAAUGUCGCGGACAGCAGUAUGUCGACAACACCUCCCAACUCGCCUCCUCCGCAGAAACCGAUAUUCACCGCACCGCCUCCACCAGUCUUCAGCAAGCCGGUGCCACACCCGGUCUUCGCCCUUCCCACUGCUGUGUCGCACAAUAAGCCUGCUGCUGCGACAGGGCCCAGCAAGGACUUCUUGUUCAAGCUGCCUUCGUCAAGCCUGUUCAGUCUUCCAGCGGCUUCGCUUGGCGUGCCUCCCACAUUCUCUGCUCCGCAUGCCCUCUCUGCUCAGUCCAGCAAGGCGAGCAUAUUCUCCGAUGUGAUAUUCGACAAGGAGGACAGCGUACCCGCAUGGAUGACGUCCACGCAGGACACGGACUACGAGGAGUACCGCUCGCAGUCGCAGCAGAAAGCGGCUACCCAGACGGACGAGCUCGACGACGAUGAUAGCUGGCACGUCGACGAGAAGUUCACAUCGAAUCAGAUGUGGACGCCGUUCGGCUUCGCGUCUGCCGACAAGGACGACACGUGGAGUACGAUCCCGAGCCGAAGCACCAGCCAGAAGGGCGGCGACACUGGCCCGCUACAGACUCAGAACCUCACACGUGCCCUGGAGCAAGUGCAAGAGGCGUUUUCUGAACAUGAACCAGAGCCAGCGCAGACGGUUCCCGAGGUGGAUGAUGAUGGAUAUAAUGCUGAGGCCGAGGAGUUGGCCGACAUGGCGAUGGAGAUUGACGAGAUGGACGUCCCGGAGCCAGAGACUGACCUCGAAGAUAUCAUCCUCGCCGGAAAGUCCACAGUUGGUCUCGUUAAGCCUAAGCAUGACCCACUGAGGGCGCGGAGCCAGAGCCAACAAUCGAGCACAUCAGCAUCAUCGUCGCAGUCUCAGAUGGGCUUCUUCGGCAACGCGAGCAAGUUCGUGAGCAGCAUGCUGGGCGGCAGCAAGAAACCCAAGCCUGAACCCGUCAAGAGCUUGCAGUUGGCUGCUGUUGCUGCGAAGAAGCAACAAGAAGAGAACGAGAAGAAGACAGCGAGGUUGAAAGAGAUGGAGAAUCGCCGGCAACUCGCGCAACAAAGAAAGGCAGAAGAAGACAAGGCGCGUGCUAUUGAGGAGGAUCGCAAGUUCAAGGUGGAAACCGAAAGGCGCAAGAGGGAGCGCGAAGAACAUACCGACAAGAGACCCUUGAGAAGUACAAUGAAGAAAGGUGAAGAGGAUAACACCAAGAAGCGUAAACUCGGUGAUACCGAGAAGAAACCAGAUUCGAAGAAGCCUCCAUCUAAAGAGAGGAAGGACGCCCUGCCCGUACGCACAGGGAAGUUUCCGUCUGCGGCAGCUCCGGGAACUUCCACUAAGACAAUGAAGUCAGCAUUGAAGCAACAUCCCCCCCACACACAGGACUCGUCAGCGGCUGCAUCCUCGUCCACAGCGAAACCACCCAAGAACCUUAAGACUGCCGGAUCCUCCAGCAACCUGAAGGCUUCCGCGAAAGGCAAAGCACCGGCAACGCAAAAGGACGAUGACCUCGGCGGCCAGCAGCCCUCUCAGGUCGUGCAAAGCCAGAUGGCGAAUCGGGCGAAGACCCAGAUGCAGGCCGCUCAACCACCGCCCUUGUCGAGCAAUGACAUCGAGCUGCCAGAGAUUCAUAGCGAAUACUCUGACUCGGAGGACGAAAAUCGGCCGCGGACGUUCGACCCGCCAGAGUGGGCACAGUCGCCAGAGCUCAGGCAUGCGCUGCAACAGCAGAGCACCCUGAAUCCUGACGACAUCUUCGGCAAGAUUGGACCGCUGAGGAUGGAGGAGAUAUUCAGGACGAGGCAGAGCCGGUUCAGGGCGCGAACCAGUUCAGCGAACUGGACGGGCACGGAUCAGCUCACACAGCAGGAAGAGGAGGAGUACGCGCGUAGAAUGGGUUUCAAAGAAACUCAAUAA